AUGAAGGUGUGGAUUAUCAAUCAAUCGGCACGAACACCAUCGUAUCUCCGAGCUCAGUCAUACCUCCAGUACCGCCGCAUCGGCCAGGCCGUUCGUAAACAGCUAUCCGAGCAUCCAGAAUGGACACUCAACGCACAGCAACGAAGAGAUGACCUCACUACAUCGAUCCAGAACAAUGGAGUAGCUGAUGACAAACCAUCAAGCUUGCGACCACUUUCCCUCCCACCAGGCGUCAAGCAAAAGGAGAUCAUCGACGCCAAUGGGGUCUCAAGGACCGUCCUUGUCGUGGGCUGGGAGAGCCAUCAGGACCCCACAAACCCGCACAAUUAUAGCCUGGCGACCCGUAUUACCGCUACGUUGAUAGUAUCAGCACUAGGAUUUGCCGUUGGUGCGGCGUCGUCGAUAGAGUCAGCCGUCCUGCCUCAGAACAGCGCAGCACUUGGUGUCAGUGAAGUGGUUGCUUCGCUAGCAACUGGAAUAUACCUUCUCGGUUUCGCUGCGGGCUCUCUGGUGUCUGGGCCUUUGUCAGAAAUCGUGGGCCGCAAUGCUGUCUAUCUCGCCUCGCUUACUCUUUUCAUGAUCUUCAUCAUGGCAAGUGGCCUUGCUCCUAACAUCGGCGCGCAACUGGCCUUCCGUUUUCUUGCCGGUGUCUUUGGCUGUCCACCUCUUACCUGCGCCGGUGGCACAAUUGCUGACUUAUGGAACCCGCUGGAGAAAACCCUCACAUUUCCUUUAUAUGCUAUUACUUCUUUCGGCGGCCCUGUUUUGGGGCCACUUAUAGCCUCCUAUAUGGGCCAGGGCACGCUUUCUUGGCGAUGGACGAAUUGGAUCAUGCUGAUCAUGUCUGGCCUCGUUAUGGCGCUGAUCGUCCUGUUGCAACCAGAGACCUACGGGCCUCUCUUGCUGAAAUGGAAAGCUAAGCACUACCGCAAACUUACCGGCGACAAUCGCUACCGAUCUGAGAUGGAUAUGCAAAAGAUUGCGCUCUUUUCGCGCAUUACCAAUGCCUGUAUACGCCAGUUUACGCUUACCGUCCACGAACCCAUCAUUCUGUUCAUCGCGCUCUACAUGACUGUGAUAUACAUCGUGUUGUUUACAUUCUUUGACGGUUACCCGUUCAUCUUCGAAGAGGUCUACGGGGUAAGUCAGGGGAUUACGAAUGUCAUUUGGAUUGCGAUGUAUGUAGGUAUUGCACUGGCCUCGUUAUGGGUGCCUGUUGUCUAUUCGUGGACCAAGAAGGAGUUUGCUGCCGUCAGUACCUGUCCCAUGACGGAAGGCUCUUUGGAAGGCAAUGCGACUGAGACUGAGGGUUCAAGCUCCGACGACGAAAGCAGCAGGAAAUCUCACCCCACCCGACCUGAAAAUAGACUUUGGUUUGCAAUGCUUGGUGCUCCAUUGAUUCCAAUUGGUUUAUUCUGGAUGGGUUGGACUGACUAUAAAUCAAUCUCAAUCUGGUCCCCCAUUAUCGCCUCGGCCAUCUUCGGCUUCGGAACUAUCACCGUCUUCAUAUCGAGCUACAUGUAUGUCAUCGACUCAUACGACACGUAUGCUGCAUCUGCACUGGGGUUUAUGACGGUCUCACGGUACUGCGCAGCCGGGGGAAUGACUGUUGCCGGGAUUCCGUUCUACUCGAACAUGGGCGUUCAUUACACGUUGACGAUUCUGGCAUGCAUCAGUGUGGCAAUGACACCGCUUCCGUAUGUGUUUUGGAAGUUUGGGCAUAUUAUCAGGGGGUGGUCUAAGUUUGCUGUUAAUGCCUAG
Molecule: messenger RNA, 1761 nt
Organism: Aspergillus nidulans FGSC A4
Lineage: Eukaryota; Fungi; Ascomycota; Eurotiomycetes; Eurotiales; Aspergillaceae
Product: MFS transporter
Exons: 3
Coding region: 1-1761 (586 amino acids)
Biological process (GO): transmembrane transport
Cellular component (GO): membrane
Molecular function (GO): transmembrane transporter activity
Source: RefSeq, a predicted model, not a curated record